GGUGCAUAAGGAAUGGAAAUAUCUUGGGAGCUCAUUUCUAUAAGACUCAGUAUACCCCUUUAAUCCUGCUGCACCUUACCUCCUGACUGAGACUGGAAUUACUGCAACAACUGCACUUUCACACUUUCUCGUUCUGCUGAUCACACAAAGGAAGAAAGUAAGAGCCGCGCAGCUAUUUGUAUGGGUCUCUGUGGUUCUUGUCUGCGUCCCUGAGGUCAAAAGGAGAACAGUAAGGGUUUAGCAUCAGUCAAUAUCCUUGCAAAAGCACAUGUGUGCAGCAGCAUGCAAAGCAAGCAGGCGGCAUUGCAUUGAGUGGGCAGUCAGGUCAGGCUAUGCAGUGAGGAAAGCAGCGAGUCUUUGAUCAGGUCUAACUUGUAAAUCUUUGACAUUUAAAAGAGAAGCUGAAAGAUUCGAGCAGCUGAGAGAAACAGGGGGCGUCUAUGCUUUGGAAAGCGAGGAGGAGGAGUGGGAGGACGGGAAAGGGGAACGGUGAGGAUUCAUGCUGUGUUAGCAUCCCCUCAGCAACUCCAUCAAUACUGCAUACAGCUGAGGAGCUGACAAAGGUCCUGCAUGCUGCAAUUUCAGGCUCAGACAGAGAGUGACUCCAACAACCGGACGGCUAAGAGAGGGCUCCAGGAGAGGCAGAGCACACAGUCACAGGAGAUUCUGCCCCUUACAAGAGAGGAAAGAAAAGGAGGAACAAACAGUGUGGAAUAACUUUAACAGAGACAACUGAGAGAAGGACUUAAGCAAAUAUGUUACCAUGCUCUGGAGGGGAACCUGAGCACCCAGGAGCUUGACAGGAUCUUAGCGCACCUGCUCCACGCACGCCGGUUAUGUGGUGUUGCUGACUUGUGCGAUGGCCGUCUUGGACCUGCAGGUUCUGAUCCCACCAGUUCUGUCUUACGGUUCCCUCCCCACUAAGCACCUGGGCCACAGGCUCUGACCACACCCCAGCUCCUUCCCCCUCCUUCCCUCCCUCACCCCUGGCACCCCUCACUCCUGGGCCCACCAUGGGAGGAUGCUUCUCCAAACCCAAAGCAGUUGAAGUUAAAGUGGAACUCUCACUCCUGGAAAAAGAAAAGGAUUUGGAUGGCCUGUCGCCUAACGGCAAAGCGAGUCCUUUUGCCGACUGUCGACCGAAUGGGGCGCUGGGACAUGGCUCUGAGGACGACUCCAGCCUUCUCCCACUCAACUUCAAAACACGGGACUAUGUGGAGGCCUGUGUUUGUCAUAUUAAGGAUUUGGAAAAUGGACAGAUGCGAGAGGUUGAUCUGGGAAGCGGCAGAGCUUUGCUGAUUAAAGAACAUGGGGAGUUCUUUGCCAUGGGCCACAAGUGUCCCCACUAUGGGGCACCUUUGGUCAAAGGUGUGCUGUCAAAAGGACAUGUGCGGUGUCCGUGGCACGGCGCCUGUUUUAAUGUUGCAACGGGAGACAUUGAGGAUUUUCCAGGUCUGGACAGUCUGCCCGUCUUCCAGGUCAGAGUUGAGAAGGAGAAGGUCAUUAUUCGUGCUAACAAGCAGGCUCUUCAAACACAGAAAAGAUCAAAACCAAUGGCAAGAUGCUCAUCUGUUAUUCACUCCAACACAGGUUUCAGCCAUGUUCUCAUCAUUGGCUCAGGACCAGCAGCUCUGGUGUGUGCAGAGACCCUGAGACAGGAGGGCUUCACUGAUCGCAUUGUCAUGUGCACUAUGGACAGACAUCCCCCUUAUGACAGACCUAAACUGAGUAAGUCCUUAGAAAGCACAGCAGAACAGCUGAGGCUGCGCUCUGUGGACUUCCUGCAGGAUCAUGACAUUGAACUGCUCACAGAGAAGGAGGUUGCAGCAGUAGAUGUGAAGACUCGCACUGUGACCUUUGAGGACGGCUUAAAGAUGGAGUACAGGAAACUCUUUAUUGCUACAGGAAGCAAGCCAAAACCCAUGAACUAUAAGGGGAACGAAGUCAAGAACGUGUUCCACCUCCAGACGCCUGAAGAUGCAAACAGCAUAGCGAGGCUAGCCAACAACAAGAACGCAGUGAUUGUUGGAACAUCGUUUGUUGGUAUGGAGGUGGCUGCAGCUCUGACUGACAAGGCCCACUCAGUGUCUGUCAUCGGCAUCGAGUCCCUGCCUUUUAAAAAAGCUCUUGGAGAGAAAGUAGGCAAAGUCAUAAUGAAGCUGUUUGAGGCCAACAGAGUGAAGUUCUACAUGCUGAACGAGGUGUCAGAGAUGAUUGGCCAUCAUGGACAGCUAAAAGAGGUUGUAUUGAAGAGUGGAAAAGUCCUGCGAGCAGAUGUGUGUGUCAUAGGAGCAGGUAGCGUUCCUGCGUCAGGCUUUUUGAAGCAGAGUGGCAUCCAUUUGGACUCUAAGGGCUUUAUCACUGUAAACAAGAUGAUGCAGACAAACGUUGAAGGGGUCUUUGCUGGAGGGGAUGUGGUGACGUUUCCAUUCCCUCAGCGCAACAACAAGAAGGUGAACAUCCCUCACUGGCAGAUGGCUCAUGUGCACGGCAGGGUGGCAGCUCUCAGCAUGAUGGGCAGAGCUUCUGAGGCCAAAACUGUGCCUUACUUCUGGUCAGCCAUGUUUGGGAAGACCAUCCGCUAUGCAGGUUAUGGUGAUGGAUUUGAUGAUGUCAUUAUACAAGGUGACCUGGAUGAACUGCGAUUUGUAGCAUUUUAUACCAGGAGCGAGGAGGUGGUUGCUGUUGCCAGCAUGAACUACGAUCCCAUCGUAUCCAGAGUUGUAGAGGUACUAGGAUCUGGAAAGACCAUCAAAAAACGAGAUGUGGAGAUGUUAGCUCGACUUGGCAAGACUGGAGAUAUCUCUUGGUUGAUUGACAAAGGCUUCCACUGACUUCACAUCUACAGCUUCAGAAGGACCCACCCAAUGUACAGUGGACAACACAACAUGGACACUUAUGGUGCUGAGAUUCUGAGCAGCUAUUCUAUUCCCACAGACACACAGUGGACACGUGGCUGUGUCUGUCAGGGGCGGACCUUAACCUGAAACAGCUCAACACAAACACAUUUACAUUUUAUUGAUGUUUCACUACAAAGCAAUCCUGGAAUCAGCCUCUGCGCUGUAAAAAAUGUAUCUACCUGUAUACUUUUGUUUAUAAGAAGUCAGGGAAGGCCAUUGACAUUUUAUAUACUGUAAAUAACUGUAAUCCUGAAUUGAAUUUAACAAAAUAAGAGCAUAUAUAUAGUUUCAACUGAAUACUAAGCUGACUAUGUUUGCAUCCAGUAUAAAAUUUGCAUGGUAUAAUUAAAUGUGCCAUAAAAGAUCUUAAGGUGAAGCCCACAAAAAGAAGAAGUUUGAGAAUCCUGGCACAAAAAAAAAAAAAAACACAAUUUGCAAGAAACUCUGUUUU
This is a messenger RNA of Oryzias latipes (Japanese medaka), 3351 nucleotides long. NCBI's taxonomy places the organism in Eukaryota, Metazoa, Chordata, Actinopteri, Beloniformes, Adrianichthyidae. The record is from RefSeq and is a predicted model, not a curated record.